Messenger RNA from Doryrhamphus excisus (bluestripe pipefish), 6190 nucleotides. The record is from RefSeq and is a predicted model, not a curated record. NCBI's taxonomy places the organism in Eukaryota, Metazoa, Chordata, Actinopteri, Syngnathiformes, Syngnathidae.
UAUAGGAUUUGGUACAGCACUAGAGUCAAAUUUCAUACAGUACACAACAUGUAUACACUUAUCGGAGUAUAAGUAUAAAUAGAAACAGUAAUAAGCAUCCAGCGCUAUUGGUUAAGUUGUUUUUUUUUUGUUUCCAUGGUGACACGUUUUACCUUUCAGGUCUGCUGAGUACUCCACGGGAGCCAUCCACUCGUAGUCAUAAAUGCGUUUGCUGCUAGUGGGGAGCAUGUUGAAGAUGUCAUCCGCACUGGAGUCUGCGUGCCCAGGCCCGGAGGCUGCCACCCCGCUGUCCGGCCACAGAUUGAGGGGAUGCUGGUCGUCCUCCGGACGAGCGUCUCUGUCGUCGUUUUCUUGGCCGCUCUGCUCCCCGUCCAUCUCCGCUCCCCCUCUGGAGUUCUUGUCCUUCAUCAGCUCCAUUUUCAGUACCCGUAUCCUAAUGCUGACCAUUUGGCGGAUCUCGGAGAUCGCCGUUUCUAACACCACGCUGAUAUUCCUGCCCAGGUGCUCGCUGAUGUCGUUUACCGAGCACAGCAGCUCUUCGUCGGGCUCCAGCAUCAGGAAAUCGCCGUCGUUCGACCCGGGAGGCUCCAUGAAAGCACCCUGGAGUCCAGGGGACAGGUUAGUGUCAGAGAAACUGUGAUUUCUUUUGCGACUCAUAGAUGAUUUAACACGACGAUUCUCUGUUGACAGCAGAGUUUUUAAGCUAGCAAGCUAAUGUUAUGCUGAUGCUCCAGGGUGGCUAGUGAAGUUUAGCAUGGGUGAUCACACCGGAUUAUAGUACUACAAAAUAAAAGCAGCAUAGUGAGAACAAUGCUUUGACUAAGCCAAUGUGAACCGUUAACUGACGUGUAUUUUUUAAACCGGAAAUUGGAUCUUAUCGUUAUUAGACAUGAACUUUACUAUAAAUGUUGCUCUUUAACGGUAACAGUAGACGUGGGCGAUACUGCAAAUUUUUGUAACGAUCCGAUACCAAGUAAAUACUGCACAUUGCCAUUAUUGCAGAUGCACAUUUUAGUGGUUUUUGCCUUAAUUUGUUGAUCAUGAUUAUAAUCACAAUAAAACACUGGACAACAAAUAUAUUUUUUUGUCAAUGCAUUUAUUUUAUCAAUGCAAUUUAAAAAUAUUUAAACACACAUUUCCUCCAAAUGACACAUUUUCCUAAACCAGCACUCAAAAAGGAAAAGCGAGUAGUAAAACUGAGGUACACUGUUCCGCAGAUAGUCCGCAGUAAGUGAAAUCCGUGAGGUAGCCAACUAUAUUUUGCCACAAUUAUUAUAUAUGUUUAAAGCUGUAAAAUUCCUCACCAUAUAUACAGGCAUUAACAUUUUCCCACCUUUGUCUCUUGGUUAAACACUCUCAAAUUUCCUUUGAAUUUUAAUGAUCAACUUACGAGAUUGGACACAAAUUCAGUGACUGAGGCAUUCAUUCUGUUGAUCGUGGCUUGUCCUGGCGCCGUUGGGCUGUAGACUUUUUGCAUCCUUAUUAAAACAUAAUCCUCCCUGUCCUCCUUCAUGAGCAAACUGGAUACAUCUUCAACGCUCACAUGAGAAUACAACACCAUCUACUGGUAGCAGUAGUAAAUACAAGGAGCAGACACAUCUGAGAGAUCACACUAAUAUAACACAAGGAUGCAGAACACAAUGUACGUUCAUCCUCCAAAAAAGUGCAAUCACCAAUCGAUCUUUUGUGUCUUUUAAUGUUUAAUAUUUUUUCCAACAACCUCAUUAAGAAAGCUGUUGUGGAAUGACUAGUGUGCAUAGUGUAGCUAACACCGGCUAAUAACGUUUCUGCCAACAUUGUAUGUGUCAUAUGUUUGUACUUCUGGCAGUAUAACUGCAAGUAUUAGCCAAAUGUUUGACUGAUGGACUACAUUUUGUUUUUUGUCUGAUUACUUCAUUUUUCCUGUGCACGUGUGUGUGUAUGUGUGUGUGUUUGUAAUGUGGGGUGUGGCUUGCAUGCUCCGAGUAGAUUGAGCGCCAUCACCCCACUGCAAAAGUAAAUGUGUGUACUGUGUUGCCACCUUUGAUUCUGUAACAUAGAUUCAUAACAUUGAUUUUUAUUUUUUUUUAAUAGGGUGCUUAACUGAAAACACUGUGAAGGUUAGAUGUUAGUAAACUUAUUGAUAUUUGUUGGAGUUUUUUUCCCUGAACUGCACCAAACUGUUCCAGAGCUUGUGUUCUCAGUGGAAGAGGAACUGAGCGGAGGAAAGGAAGUGCUGAGUGUGUUCCUGGUGUGGCUCACACACACACACAAAAUGACACAGUCAGUGCAAAAAAAACCAAAAGAGAAAGUUCUCUGAGGGAGCCUGCAUGAACCAAAUGAAGGACUGGGCAAGCAGUUUUCUUCCAUGAUGGAGCGAAACAGACGGCACAGCAGACUUGUGGGGGGCGCUUUUUGCAGAGAUGCUGCCAGUGUUAAGGGAACACCCGGAGAGAACCUUCCAGGAGGUCUACCUCUACGUCUGGAUGUGGUCACUGGUCCAGAGCGUCUUUCUGCGCUCGAGGAGUCGCAGGAACUGCAAGGGAAACUGCGGCUUUUGCAGGCCGACAGCACAGAACUCGAUGCUCUUUUUACGGAGUUGUCUGCCCGUGUGGUCUCCAUUGACAGCGAGGACAAAGUGAUUUUUGUUACUUUCCAGAUGUUUGAGCAAGUGUGGAAGUUCACCACAUAUUAUACACAUGGUCUUCUGGGUCACUGCUUGGAGAAUCUAUUGUUCCAUGAAAAGUCUUGGCUAGAGAAAGAUCUAGCAAUGGAGGUUUCCAUCGAUGAGGACACGCUUCACCUUGUUUACAUGUGCAUUCUCAUGCAAGAAGCAUCACUCUUCACCAGCUGCACGGCCAACCAGAUGUUUGAUAGCUCCACAUCCGCUGGAGACCUGUACCUGGAGCAAGGGGACGUAGCCCUCUUUGAACCCCCCUUCCUGGGCUCAGGCUGGACUGUUCUUUGUUUAGCAGAUGGAGCCCGGGGCACUGCCCCGAAACCUGCGCUGGAACCUGUUCUACCUUUUCAUCAGUGGUUUCUCAAGUCUUGUGCAGAAAGCAUUUUGGUUGGGGACGGCAAGCCUGUCUGUGAUUUCCCUCUGCAUUUUGCAAGAGGCAUCUGUGUGGCCGCUGUGCAGUAUGAUGCCGAAGGUCCAGACGAGCUCAGUUUGUUACCAGGCGAUCGCGUUAUCAUUGUGGGACGACUCGCAUCCUGUCACCUUUGGUUCUUAGGCAUGAAGGAAGCAACUAGCGAAGUAGGCCUGGUGGGAACGAGCAACGUCAAAGUGUCCGCUGACACAUACGAGUCAGCAGACGUCCUUCUGGACACAGAGGAAGCCACCUUGUUUAGACUGCAAGAGGACAAGGUCAUUGAGCAAAGCACCGCUUUGUUGAAGGACAAAUGUUGCAGUGACAUCAGUCGUUACUACAAGCUAGAUGUGUUCACUUUCCAAGACUCUGAGAAGAAGCAGUCAAGAGCUCCGUCUGCCACACUUGAACCAGUCUUAAGAAAAAUUAUUCUUACCCAAGAGAAGGAUUCAUCCUCCGAGUGUAUCCUGGAGAGGAUCCAAAAUGAUGUGAACAAGGCCGAUGAAGUCAAACUUCCUUUUUUCGUAGCAGCUGAAGAAGGACACAGAAACAUCACAAUGCUUGUGUCUUUUUUGGACGGACAACACUGUAAAGAUGAGUUCAAGGUCCUCUACAAUCUCAGUCCUGAUCUCCUGUCCUCGUCUGUCUUCUGCGCUCAUGAGGAUGAGUUGAUUUCUUUCCUAGCUAUUGCCAGGGAAACCGCUAGGAAAAAGAGACUAUUGUGGCCGCAGACGCGUCUUUGCUUCCUAUUGGCUAAGCUUUGUGCAGGCAGAUCAAAGUUCAGCCAGGCCCGAGUGUACUUGGAGGAAGCUCUUGGCGUUCCCUGUGAAACCUUCACUGACAUCAGGCUACUGGCCAGCAUUUACUCAAACUUGGCUGGCAUUUAUCUUUUACAGAAGAACACAGAGAGCUUCUUUGGUCAGGCGGAGCGACUUGCCGCUUUGUUGAUGGCAACUCCAGACUGCUUGGAAUGCGUGGAGGACAGCUCGGUUCUUAAAUACAUCCUCAAGAAAGCACUUCUGUCUCACAACAAAACGGUAGAAGCCCGAGCUUGUUACCUCCUGGCUAUGCAUCACUGGACUCGUGCUGAGGGUGCAAAAGUGGUCCCAUACCUGGAAAGACUACUUGCGCUUUGUGCUGGAGCACAGGGAAUGUUAAACAUCUCCACUAGUGGAGGAUAUCUAAUUCUAGGCAGGCUCUACAGAGAAAUGAGCCUCCCUAAUCUUAGUGUUAGCUCAGCACGGAGAGCAUCCUUGCAUCCUGGUUUAACGCUGACUGAAAGCCUCAGCAGCAUGCUUCUCGUCUCCAAAAAUGUCCAACAACUGUGUGGAACCCAGGAAAAGAACUCCUUCCCGGCUUUCAUGGCUCCCUAUUUAAACCAGUGUCUUACUUUAACCGGGAUGCAAGGAGCAUGCAAACAGUUGAAGCACCAGCUUGCUGUGUGUCUUUCACAGCUCUUUUAUCAGCAUAGAAUGGUCGGCAAAGCCAUCCAACUCAUGCAGGCACUCAUCGACAAUCCCCCUCCGUGUCUUUCCGACUCACUGGCGGAACAGAAGAGUGCUCUUAUCUGGCUGGCGUGGCUGCAUAUCGACAACGGCCAAGCGACCGUGGCGCUGCGCAUCUUGGAUGAGGUCCUCACCGCGCUCCCAGAGCACUGCACCACGCCACUGGAAGGAUUGGUUCUCAACAUGCGUGGCGUAGCGCUGCGCUGCAUGGGAGACCUCCGGAGGGCAGCAGAGAGCUACCAGGGUGCUGUGGACAUCUGCCAGGAGUAUGAAGACAUGGCAAACUGGGCUGUAGCUCAGGCUAACAUUGGGCUGCUUUGUCUUAAGGCGGGUGCUAAAGGACUAGCGCAGAGGCACCUCAUGGAGUCUGUGCAGCUUUUCUCCGAGCUGGAUGAAGGAGGUCAUGAGACGACCUUCAUCGCCGUGCUGCUGGAGCUGGGACGACACUACGUGGACCAGCAGCAAACGCAUUAUGGGAAAGGAUGCUACGAGUGGGCUCUGCUGCUCGCCAUGCAUGCUAACCUCUUACAAUGCCAGCUGAAUGCCACCAGAUGUCUGUGCCACCUGUAUGAACGUGAGCGCUCGGAGCAGGCCCAGUGCAUCAUCUACAACCAAUACCAGGUCCGACUGCUUCAAGGCACACGGGAGCGGGAACAGGAGGGGGAGACGCUGGAAAUAGUCAGCCAGCUGUACCUUUCGCUGGCCACUCACAGGGCAUAUCGUGCAGCUCUAGACUACACAAAGAGCAGCCUGGCUAUUUUCAUUGACUUGGGCUUCAGGGAGAAAGAGGCGCACGGCUGGCUGCAGGCCGGGAAAAUCUACCACCUCCUGGGCCAGAAUGAACUUGUGGAACUUUACCUACAGGUGGCUCAGGACGUGGCUCUGAGCACAGGAGACACCAAGUUCAUCCUGGAAGUGCUGGAAGCUGCCGGGGACCUUUUCUUCAACAGCAGCCAGGAAAGAGACAAAGCUGUUGUCUACUACAGGGAUCGCGCUCUGCCUAUUGCGGUGAAGUAUGGUAGCUUGGCCAGCAGGCUAAGGUUGUGCAACAAGCUGUCAGAAGUCAUGCUUAGCCUAAAACUCUACGGAGAAGCUGUGGAGUUUGCUCACACCGUGCUGGACAUCAGUAUCACGCUAGGCGAUCAUCUGAAUGAGCGUGUGGGCUACCAUCGACUGGCCCGUUUGUACCAGUGUUUGGAUCAAUGCGAGCUGGCAGAACACUACUACCUGAAGACACUCAGCCUGUGUCCAGCACCUCUGCAGUUUGAUGAGGAAGCUCUCUACUAUGCCAGGGUCUACCACAACUUGGGGGACAUCCUCUUCUACCAUCUAAAGGAGCCCUUUGAUGCUGCAGGCUACUACCACUUGGCGCUGGCAGCCGCCAUGGAUGUCGGGAAUAAGCAAUGCCAGCUAACGCUGUGCACCCGGCUAGCCACCAUCUACCACAACUUCCUCAUGGACCGCGAGCUCUCACUCUAUUUUUAUAAGAAAGCCAGAGGACUUGCCGCAGAGCUGAAUGUGAGGAGGAUAAACAUCUUGGCGGAUCACAAGUAUGUCGCAGCAGUGGACUGUAGCACACAUUUAACGUCAUCAUUUAAUUCUGGACUGUCUACUUAG